This is a messenger RNA of Aspergillus mulundensis, 1233 nucleotides long. Its product is annotated as Zn(2+) transporter YKE4. Gene Ontology annotation, molecular function: zinc ion transmembrane transporter activity. Gene Ontology annotation, biological process: intracellular zinc ion homeostasis; zinc ion transmembrane transport. The record is from RefSeq and is a predicted model, not a curated record. NCBI's taxonomy places the organism in Eukaryota, Fungi, Ascomycota, Eurotiomycetes, Eurotiales, Aspergillaceae. The transcript is spliced from 3 exons. Gene Ontology annotation, cellular component: membrane. The coding region runs from base 1 to 1233 and encodes 410 amino acids.
AUGUUGCCCUUCAGUUUAUCACCCGCCCGUAAGGUCGGUCUUGCGCUGGCCGUCGGCCUCGUGCUCUUCUCUGCUUUGGCUGCGGCUCAAGAGAAGCUCGCGGUAGGUGAGCUGUCUGUCAGCCAGAUCGAAGAAGAAUUGCAGAACUGUCCUCUUGUUGAGUCCCUUAAUGAGCAUAAGCGCGCCACGAGCCCCCAAACAACAAGCUUGACAUCCAAGGUCUUCUCGGUUCUCUUCCCCGGCAGCCCCGCUGUGAACUCCCUCCUUGCUACCUUAUAUAUUUCCGGGCCUCCGAACUUCCUUCUAGCCCUAUGCCCUCCGAACAUCGACCCCUCGUCACUGUCCGUCAUGGUCGCAUUCGCCGUCGGAGGCCUUCUUGGUGACACCCUCUUCCAUCUCCUCCCCGAAAUCUUCCUCGGAGAAGACUCUCCGGACCAUGUGCGCUUCGUCAUGGUUGAACCAAACCGCAACCUUCUCCUUGGCCUCGGUAUCAUGGUUGGCUUCUUCACCUUUGUCGCCAUGGACAAAGCCCUCCGCAUCGCAACCGGAGGUGAGGGACAUGAUCACUCGCAUUCGCACAGCCAUACCGCGCCUGAGACCGCUGUAACAACCGGCGCCAGCACUACCUCAGGCAACACCGAGCUCAAGCAGCGCAAAUCCGCCAAGUCCGAACAAGACGCACCGACGGACACCACCAAAGAUGAGGUCAACCCUAGCGUCAAGCUAGGUGGCUACCUCAAUCUUAUCGCCGACUUUACCCACAACAUCACUGACGGCCUCGCCAUGUCUUCGUCCUUCUACGCUUCGCCCACCAUCGGUGCAACAACAACCGUAGCCGUCUUCUUCCACGAAAUCCCCCAUGAAGUCGGGGACUUCGCCCUUCUCAUCCAAUCUGGCUUCUCCAAGCGCAAGGCUAUGGGUGCCCAGUUCGUGACAGCCAUUGGCGCCUUUUUGGGCACCCUGAUUGGCAUCGCUGUGCAGGAGCUCGGCGGUUCCGGUUCUUCCACUGCCGCGAACACUCUCACAGGCGAGCCCGUCUCCGGCCUUCUCGGAACGAGCCUUACGUGGGGUGACAUGCUUCUUCCGUUCACUGCUGGGACGUUCCUAUACGUCGGCACGGUCUCAGUCAUUCCUGAGCUGCUGGAGACGGGGAAGAACAAGAGCGUUGAGAUCAAGAAGACAUUUACCCAGUUUGCGGCUGUUGCUGUAGGAGCUGGGAUUAUGCUUGCGUGA